GGCAAAUAGUGUCAAGGCAUUUGAAUGACAUUGCCAUAGUGGUUGCUGUCAAUGUUGUUGCUGUUGUUUACGAUGCUGUUGUCGCUUUAAUCUUAUGAAGUUGCCCUCGGCAACAAUCGCGGUACAAUGUUUUGAGGCAUCUGAGGCAUCUGUGCGGUUGAGGUGUUUAAUCGAUAUACGCUUUAUCUUGGAUGCCACUGCCUAUCCGCUAGCCAGUUAUACUGCCAUACUGCCAAGGAUGACCCUUAGCAAGAAGCAUUAAGGCUUUCUA
Molecule: messenger RNA, 271 nt
Organism: Gamsiella multidivaricata
Lineage: Eukaryota; Fungi; Mortierellomycota; Mortierellomycetes; Mortierellales; Mortierellaceae
Exons: 1
Coding region: 95-262 (55 amino acids)
Source: RefSeq, a predicted model, not a curated record